AUGAUCGAUUGGAUUGGGCGAUACUAUGAGUUGACCAACCAUGCUCUUGCUAAAUUCAAUGUACAUCUACUCAAGAUUGAUUGCAAUGUGUUACUACCAUCACUUCAGUUAAAGGCCGUUGGUAGCGGUGAUGGCAGUGAUGUUGCCGGUGGCCCAAUCAACAACAACAAUAAUACACCGAUUAUUAAUGCUCUGUUAUCAAGAUUCGAACGUGGCUCGAUCAAUGCCAUCUACAUCACAUCAACACAUACUCAACUACAGAUCAAUGAUAUUAUGGCACACAACAGUUCACGCUAUGGAGGCAUCACAAUCACUUUGCUCGACAAUCACGCCAUCCCCUUUGGUUGGAAUCAUGUGAAUGACAGUCAGGACCAUGAUGAGUCUCAGCCAACUGAGCCCAAACAAACAAUGGAUGAAGAUGAUGAUAAUAAUGUACAUUAUGACAAUGUGUUUGCUGGAGGCUUCUUUGAUUACCUCCACAGCGGGCACAAGUACUUCUUGUCAGUUGGCGCAUUGUUGUCCAAUCACUACUUCCUUGUGACAGUGUUGCAACCGAGCGACACUGCAUCCUCUACCAAACACAAGCAACAUCUGAUGCAACCUUUGGACACACGUAUUAGACAGGUCAAACAGUUCAUGGAACUAUUCCAUCCAUAUCAUCAACACAUUGAUAUUGUGCCCAAUCAGAGAUGCUCAGAGAUUGGACGAUGUCCAUUGGUCACGAGACAAUGUGGACCAAACGACGCCAUACUACUCAUCGAGGAGAGUGUGUCUAGUGGCGUCAAGAUCAACGAUUUCAGGCGGCGAAAUCAACUUGCACCUUUACACGUAUAUAGAAUCCAAGAAAUUUCAUCUGGGCGCACUCCCAUGGCAUCACCUACCACCAGUCCACUGUCAUCUCCCACCAAGCUAUCCUCAUCCAUCAUCCGCACUAUACUCGAUGAGGAGGAUCCAAUGGCCUAA
This is a messenger RNA of Acytostelium subglobosum LB1, 963 nucleotides long. RefSeq lists its product as hypothetical. The record is from RefSeq and is a predicted model, not a curated record. The coding region runs from base 1 to 963 and encodes 320 amino acids. The transcript has a single exon. NCBI's taxonomy places the organism in Eukaryota, Evosea, Eumycetozoa, Acytosteliales, Acytosteliaceae.